UCCCCAGAUUAAAGCCUGAACAAAAGACCUCAACAACAGAGGCUCACACUCAGACAACAACAUCAUACUCGUCCUCUAUAUGACAACCGCACAGCGAAGGCAGUCGCACAGAGGAUCUGAACACAGAAACAUCAGCAACCAAUCAGGAAGCAGGACAACACAGAUCUAACUUGCUUUCGGACAACUGAAUUGAAUUUCAUCUGAAGUGUCAUCAAAGAUGAUGUUUUAUAGGAUUCUUCUGCUCGUCUCUGUGGCCAUUUUCUUCUGUGCAGAUGCUGAGGGGAGCCCCAGUGUUCACAGGAGGCCCUCUUGUGUAGGAAUGAGUGGGAUUCAGGCAUGUCCUCUGAAUUACUCUCCAGUGUGUGGCAGCAAUGGCAUCACCUAUCCAAACGAAUGUUUUCUGUGCAUCUACAGGCUUGAAGGAUGGACCUUGCUGAAGAUGACAUCAUCACAACUUACACUAACUGAUGACAUCAUCCUGGACCUGCCCAAUGAUGUCUAACUACUGUUUUUUAUGUACCUGUUAGCAUAUAGCAUGUACCAGUUUAGCCACAUGUGCUCAUGAUUCAAAAAUAUUUACAGUGCUUUUCUUUGUUCAUAUUUCUGUCAGACCUUUUUCAUUAAAAACUUU
Molecule: messenger RNA, 631 nt
Organism: Archocentrus centrarchus (flier cichlid)
Lineage: Eukaryota; Metazoa; Chordata; Actinopteri; Cichliformes; Cichlidae
Product: probable pancreatic secretory proteinase inhibitor
Exons: 4
Coding region: 218-502 (94 amino acids)
Molecular function (GO): protein binding; serine-type endopeptidase inhibitor activity
Source: RefSeq, a predicted model, not a curated record